This is a messenger RNA of Loa loa (African eye worm), 1725 nucleotides long. RefSeq names its product major facilitator superfamily transporter. NCBI's taxonomy places the organism in Eukaryota, Metazoa, Nematoda, Chromadorea, Rhabditida, Onchocercidae. Gene Ontology annotation, molecular function: transmembrane transporter activity. Gene Ontology annotation, cellular component: membrane. Gene Ontology annotation, biological process: transmembrane transport. The record is from RefSeq and is a predicted model, not a curated record. The coding region runs from base 1 to 1725 and encodes 574 amino acids. The transcript is spliced from 10 exons.
AUGUUGAAAGAUGCUAAAAAAGAAAAAGAGAAACCGAAAUCGUCAAAAAUAUCAAUUAGCACCGAGUUCAAGAUAUCUGAUAUACAGACGUGUGGCAAUUAUGUGGUCUACCUGACUUCGUUUGAUAUACCAGUGGAAUAUGUUAAACUGGGUACAACAAUACAGAAUAUUGGCUUAAUGGUUGGCGCUAUCGUAGCUGGCAAUCUUGCUGAUAUCUUUGGUAGGAAAAAAGUACUGCUAUCAUUUACUGUCGGCUUAAUAAUAUUUCUUGUUGUUACACCAUUUUCGCCAUCUUUCAUUAUAUUCACUAUUUUUCGCUUCUUCGAUAUGAUCUUCACUGGAGGGAAGCAUUGUGUUUGCAAUCCGUAUUUUAUGGAAAAUUUACCCGACAAGCAUCGAAUGUGGGUAGCUACCGUGAUUACAUAUUCACCCAAUUACAUCAUCUUGGCUGGUAUCGCAUAUAUAUGUAAGAAAUGGAAAAUCCUGUCGUGGGUAGCUGCUUCCAUAGCGAUUCCUGAUGGAUACACCGCGAUGGCUGAUAAAAAAGGAAAGGGAGAUGAGGCAUCAAAGGCAGCUGUCUACAUUCGGAAAUGGGAUGAAAAACUUACACCGGAAAGAGAAGAGGAAAUUGUCGCUGUUGUUCAGGAUGCUGCGAAGGAGGAGCUGGUAAAAAUGGGAAAAGGAAAGAAAAAUUACUACUUUUAUCAUCUAUUCAGCGACUGGAAACUCGGCAGUUAUGCAGUUGUGUUUGCGACAAGUUUAUUUUCAACAAGUUUCAUAAGUUACGGUAUUGCGUACAAUAUGGACGCAUUGGCGGGUACAGUUUACAUUAAUGUCAUUAUUCUGGGCGCUGCAAGAUGGGCCAUUAAUAUAUCGGCUGCGGGACUUGAAUUUUCAAUUCAAAGUGUUGGACGACGUUUACUUCAUCUCGUUGCCGUUGGAUUUAUUGUUGUUAUUAUGGGAAUCAUUUUUGUCAUUUAUUUGCUUACAUGGCCAAGAAUUGACACCUACAAAGCAGUUGUAAAAGCUGGUGGCAUAGGUGAAGGAUCGAUCCAUGCCAUCAUUAUGUUCACGCGAUACGCCUCCCUUUUGGCAGCGGCAAUGUGCACCGAGUUAUUUGUUCUGGACGCUGUACAACCAACCGAGCUUUUCCCGACACCAGUCCGGAGUGCAGGAAUUGCUUUCAUUCAAACGUUCAAUCGACUGGGCACCAUUGUCAGCCCGCUUGUGUUCAUUCCGAGUAAGCACUGGCCGCCGGCGCCAUUUCUUCUGAUGUUGAUAACGAGCGCAGCCGACUUCUUGCUCUACUUCUUCCUUGUACCCGAAACUCGGGGUAAGAAACUACCCGACAAUAUGCCAGGUGAAGAACAUACUGUCCAUAACAGUCACACUCAGAGUUCAGAUCCCGCGAGGGAUGCAAAAAUAGAAGGUCAAGAUUCAGCUCGCAAAAUCACGUCUUCAACAUCACGACAGGAUGAGAAAGGUACCAAGAGAGAAACGAAAAAGAAAACGGAUGGGGUAAAAGGUAAUAAGGGAGAUGAGAAAGAGAGCAGUAGUGAUGGAAGAAAGUCCGAAGAAAAGAAAAGAAAGGAGGAGGAUAAAGGAGAUGGUGAAGAGAUGGGAGAGAAAAAAGAAGGGGAAAAACAGCAAAAGAGCACAGAGGGGAGCAAACCGGAAAAAAGCACGACAGAGAGCAGAAAAAGUGAAGAGAGAAGAGAAAAGUGA